Messenger RNA from Brassica rapa (field mustard), 884 nucleotides. RefSeq lists its product as uncharacterized. The record is from RefSeq and is a predicted model, not a curated record. Lineage: Eukaryota; Viridiplantae; Streptophyta; Magnoliopsida; Brassicales; Brassicaceae.
AGGUUCAUUUCACUCCUCUCCUGAAGUGAAUGGAUUUGAAUCUGUUUUUCAAUUUGAACUUCAGAAUAUUCUUGAGUUUUUCUUUGGAAGAGUGUCGUGCUAGUUGUGAGUUGAGCUUUAUAAGCUUUAACAAAUUACGUUCUCGUUGUUGAAUAAAUAAAGAACCAUAUGACGAUUGAUCUGAGAACUGUGGAGUGUCUAAGAGGGAGACUACUUGCAGAGAGGCAAGUUUCAAGGUCUGCUAAAGAAGAAGCAGAGCUCAUUACCAGAAGGAUGGAAGAGCUGGAGAAACAUCUGAAAGAAGAGAUCAGAUUAAGAGAAAAAGCAGAGAAGAGACUAAAAGUUCUGAUUAAAAAGCUUGAGUUCAUAAAAGGGUCACACAGUUCUGAGAGCUCAGAGCAAUCAAGUUCAUCUGAAGCUUCUUGUUUGUCAUCGGUUUCCACUUCAGCAUCCAAUGAAGAAGAAGUAGAAGAACAAGAAACUCAUGGAAAUGGAUUUUUGGAGGAAGGAAAAGUAUAUCAAGCAACUGAAAAUGUUGUCUCCAUGGUAAAAGAGUUAAGUUCAAAGGUCAUAGUUGUUUCUUCUGGUGAUGUAAGUGUUAUUGCUUCAGCGUCAAGUCAGGAAGGAGAAUCACAGGCUGGUAAUGAUUUUUCUAAGGGCUCAGAUACAUCUUAAGAUAGUUCCAUAUCUUUAAAACCAAGAAGUUCAGGACCGAAGCUAGUAGCAUGUUAUAUGUUGUGUUUCAUUUCAGUACAAGUGGUAGUUAUCCUAAUUAUUAUGAGUCAGCGGUGACAUUAUCAGCUGUAAACCUAUUGGUUGUGACUUGCGAUACUAAGCAUUAGUAUAUCUAACUUACGAGUUUUAUGAAAUAAUUUUUUGAAACA